Molecule: messenger RNA, 1703 nt
Organism: Pangasianodon hypophthalmus (striped catfish)
Lineage: Eukaryota; Metazoa; Chordata; Actinopteri; Siluriformes; Pangasiidae
Gene: srsf5a
Product: serine and arginine rich splicing factor 5a
Exons: 8
Coding region: 162-980 (272 amino acids)
Cellular component (GO): ribonucleoprotein complex; nucleus; cytoplasm
Molecular function (GO): mRNA binding
Source: RefSeq, a predicted model, not a curated record
UCCUUUUUUUGGUUGGAUGACGUCCUCAUGACGCAUGCAGUGACCCCGCCCCCCUCGCGCGCGCCCCUCACCCUCCCCGGUCACUUCCUGUAUCCUUCUUUGCUCGGACGCCAUUUUGUCAUUUCGACUAACAGCAGCGAGAUCUCUUUCAGAUUUUCACCAUGAGCGGAUGUCGUGUGUUUAUCGGCCGUCUGAGCCCUCACGCCCGGGAGAGAGACGUGGAGAAGUUCUUCAAGGGUUAUGGACGCAUCCGGGAGAUCAACCUGAAGAACGGCUUUGGCUUUGUGGAGUUUGAUGACCACAGGGAUGCGGACGACGCCGUGUACGAGUUAAACGGAAAGGAGCUUUGCAAUGAGAGGGUGACCAUCGAGCACGCUCGCUCCCGUCGUGGUCGAGGAGGUGGAGGAGGAGCAGGCAGCCGCUUCUCUCCACGCUUCGGAGGCUACCGUCAAUCACGCAGUGCAGGAUCCAGGUAUGGGCCUCCCGUGCGUACGGAGCACAGGAUUGUCGUGGAGAAUCUGUCGUCCCGUAUCAGCUGGCAGGACCUGAAGGACCUGAUGAGGAAAGUGGGAGACGUGACGUUCGUGGACGCUCACAGAGCCAACAAGAACGAGGGGGUGGUUGAGUUCGCCUCACACAGCGAUAUGAAGAACGCCAUCGAGAAGCUGAACGGUACAGAACUGAACGGCCGCAAACUCAAACUGUAUGAGGACCGAAAGAGGAGCCGCAGCAGGAGUCGCUCUCGCAGCUCCUCCCGUUCCCGCUCUCGCUCACGCUCCAAAUCUGCGAGUCGAAGCCGCAGCCGCGAGGACAAGCGCGAGAGCAAGCGUGAGAAACGCUCUCGCAGCCGCUCUCGCUCGGCCAGUCGCACGCCGGAGAAGAAAACAUCAGCCAAGUCCGAGUCCCGCUCUCGCUCCCGCUCUCCGUCUCCCAGGAAACAGUCUCGCUCUCGCUCAGCGUCCACCGAGAGCCAGCACUGAGAGAGCGCGGGGGUGUGUGUGCGCGAGCGUGUGUGCGGGUGUGAGUGUGUGCGCGAGCGUGGGUGUGUGUGCGCGUGCGAGUGUGUGUGCGCGCGAGCGAGUGGUUUGUUGAAACCUGGAAUCUGUGUGUAACUUGCAGGCCCUGUUCGUAUAUCUUUAUCUUUACAGAGAGUGAACUUUAUUAACCUUUUGAUUUUUAUUUUAAUUUUUUUUAUUUGAUUUUUCUGUAUCGAGCUUUAUUAGAUGUAAAGAAACUGUACGUGAGGUACAGAGAUGUAGUCGAUCAGCCGACACGCUCGGGGUCUGAGGCUUUUCUUUAAUGUCCACUCCACAGUGUGUCAGUGUGUGAAGAUUUACACACACACACACACACACACACACACACACACACACUUACACUGUGUUGUAGCUCGGGUGGAGAGCUGAAGAAUCGAACCUGACUCCGAGCACGACUCUGCCGAUCCGCUACACCUGCAGGAGGAAGUGCGCGCUUUUGUGCUUUUGUUAUUGUAGUAGAGAUGUCAUUAAAUAAAAACAGGACCAGGUGUGUGUGUGUGUGUGUGUGAGAGAGAGAGAGAGAGAGAGAGCAGGGUGUACGAGAGUGUUUUUCACUUGUGUUCUGUACUUGUUUAUUUCCACACGGUCGUCAUUGUGCUGUGUGUGUUUCUGGUUCUGUAACUGCUAAUGAUUUAUUACAGAAAUAAACUGUGAAUCACCAGGUUA